GCUUUUCCUUGAGAAAAUCAAUCCCACAAUCCCUACACGCCGGCGGUGUAUUCGUGUAUUCAUUUGAAUGGUAAAACUGUGAAACGUUCGCGGACCUGCACAGUGAGGAGUUGCUUCUGAGUUUAACCAGUUUUUCACGGUUUGGAUUUUGACGCCUGGGGGAGACCUCAUGACACUUUACAAAAUGUAUCGCUGGUAAGCAUGAGCUGGUUAGCCUGUCUGGCAACGGGAAGUGUUUAACGUCAACCAGAAUUAAUCAAAUGGCUUUCUACGAUCCUGCCUGCACCUUUCUGCUGAAAAGAACAUGAAGCAGGUGGAUAUUAUAAAUAAGGAAGAAUUAGAUAAAGAAAGAUUUCAAGUUCAUUACGGAGUGCACAGCCCAGGCAAAGCGAAGCGAUUGUCAUCUUUCAAGAGGAAGGGUGGUCCAGUGGUGGAGGUGGGCGUAAAGCUGCACCGCAAAGCAUCAGAUGUAGGCCGUGCCCAUGACCGCGGCAUGGCCAACAAAGAAAAUGAGCUGACGUGCUCCGAUGAUGUGCGGGGCAACGGCGGGCUCCCUGUGAACUUUGCAGAGGCCUCAAAGAUGGCAGGGGCCAGCUCCAAGUACAGCGAAUUUACUGAGCUGUCAAAGGACCAUGAAGCUAUGACUCACGUCCUUUUUGGAAGGAAUCUGCGAUUAAAAGUAGCCCAAACGCUAUGGCGAAAAAACGCCAGUGAGUUAGUGGCCUACCUAAUAAGAAUUCAAGACACAGGGGUGCUGCUUGACUGCUUACCUGUCUUAACAAACGACCUCCAAAAUGAAGCACCAUGUUUGUCACUUGGCUGCUGCGUUGAUCUUAUGCCCCAAGUUAAAAUGAUUCUUGCCAGCAAAUAUGAAGAACACAUAAUGGUGGGUUUACACUGGGUUCAGUCCGUCAUCAGAAAAUGGUGGCCAGAACUUUCCAAGAAUGAGAAGAGACUGCGGGACAGUCGUUUAGAAGACAGGAAUAUUGAAGUCAUUAAGCAGCGACUGAAGGACUUAUGGAAGGAAGGAGCCAGGUUAUGUUUGGUUCCAGGAUCUACAGGAGAACUGGCAAAGGCCAUUGAGGCCUGUCUAUCACAGCUGCCCUGACGCUUGUCAGUGUAGCACUCUGAGGAUGUGACCACUACUGCCGGAUCAUGGCUGUGUUUUGAACUGAUAAUGAUGCCAGAGAAAUGGACUGGUUCGUUCUGCCUCUUAAACUCAAUCCUCUUACUGGGACUGAACCUGACAAUUCAGACAACUCCCUCAGUUAGAGGUGGAGACUCUCAAAGGGAGCAGAGAGAGCCUUUCUACAGAAACAAAAAAACACAGCAAAUGACUGCUUCACAUUGAAGUGGACUGUCUUGUGAAGGGGCAUAUUUAGUGGACCUCCAUGAGACUGGGUGUAACGUUGCUCUAUGAAGUGCCAAGAUCUUUGUCUGUCACCACACCACUCAUUGCCAUUGAAUGCAAAUGCACUUGUGGAUGUAAUGAAUGCUCAUGUUGUGAUGUGUCGCGUCUGGGUUCACCGGCAUCAGGAACUUGAAUCUGCAACAGUCUUAAAUUAUUAGAGUUCCUUUUGUUUGUUUGUUUUUUUUGUUUUAUUUUGCCUCCUCAUAUGACAUUUGACUAUACAGUGUAAAAACAAAUGAUUCUUUUAAUCUUUUAAAUAAAUUUGCUAAAAAUCA
Messenger RNA from Scatophagus argus, 1686 nucleotides. RefSeq names its product katanin p80 subunit B-like 1 (gene katnbl1). The coding region runs from base 305 to 1108 and encodes 267 amino acids. The record is from RefSeq and is a predicted model, not a curated record. The transcript has 10 exons. Gene Ontology annotation, cellular component: nucleolus. Lineage: Eukaryota; Metazoa; Chordata; Actinopteri; Scatophagidae. Gene Ontology annotation, molecular function: microtubule binding.